AUGUCUCCUAAACUAUCGAUCGCAGACACCCUCACUCUCUGCAAGUCGACGGUGCGGAUACCACGACUCGGUUUUGGUGUCUAUAAAUCCCCUGCAAACCGGUGCGAAGCGUCCUGUAUAAGCGCCAUUCAAGCCGGAUACCGUCAUAUAGAUACUGCGCAGCUGUAUGGCAACGAAGCAGAGGUCGGUCAGGCCGUACGGAGCUGCGGUGUUGAUCGAAAGGAUCUAUUUCUGACCACCAAAAUCCUAUCCCCAGGAGCGACUGCGGACGAGACCUACCAGAAGGUAUUGGAGAGUGUUAAGAAGAUUGACGGUGAAGGGGGCUAUGUCGACUUGUUCUUGAUACACAGCACUGGCGCUGGUGCCGAAGGGCGGAAGACUAUGUGGCUUGCGUUGGAGAGGUUGCUGGCUGAGGGAAAGACGAGAGCCAUCGGCGUGAGCAACUACGGCGUCAAGCACAUUGAGGAAAUGAAACCGUACGCAAAGAUAUGGCCGCCGCACGUCAACCAAAUAGAGCUCCAUCCCUGGUGUCAGCAAAAGACGGCUGUGGCAUACUGCAAGGAGAACGGCAUAGUGGUUGAAGCCUUCUGCCCGCUGGUUAGGAAUAAGAAAGCUACCAAUACCGUACUGGCCAACUUGGCGGAAAAAUAUAACAAAACCACAUGCCAGAUAUUGGUACGGUACUCCCUUCAGAAGGACUGGGUGCCAUUGCCCAAAAGUGAUAACCCGGACCGUAUCAAGGCUAAUGCCGACGUUUUCGACUUUGAGAUUACUGACGAUGAUAUGGCUGUCCUUGAUGGGUUGGAUGAAGAAGCGGGCGGUGCCCUUGUGCGGUUCGUACAAAACGAGUAA
Messenger RNA from Microsporum canis CBS 113480, 852 nucleotides. RefSeq names its product aldo-keto reductase. Bases 1 to 852 code for a protein of 283 amino acids. The transcript is spliced from 2 exons. The record is from RefSeq and is a predicted model, not a curated record. Lineage: Eukaryota; Fungi; Ascomycota; Eurotiomycetes; Onygenales; Arthrodermataceae. Gene Ontology annotation, molecular function: oxidoreductase activity.